This is a messenger RNA of Pedinophyceae sp. YPF-701, 1494 nucleotides long. Lineage: Eukaryota; Viridiplantae; Chlorophyta; Pedinophyceae. The record is from the annotation of a GenBank genome assembly.
AUGGAGCUCCCCCGCGCUUUCUUCGAGGUCUCCACCGGGUCGGAGCUAGUCGGUCGGGUCGUAUUUGAACUGAGGCCGGACGUGGCGCCCCGAACUUGCGCCAACUUUCUGGCGCUCUGCGCCGGGGACAAGGGCGAAGGCGUGAGCGGCAAGCGUCUCAGCUACCAGGGCACUCCCUUCCACCGCGUCAUUCCCAGGUUCAUGAUUCAGGGCGGCGACUUCGAGUGCGGCGAUGGCACGGGCGGGGAGUCCAUAUACGGGCGGACGUUCGAGGACGAAUCGUUCCAGCUAAGACACGACUCAGCCGGCGUGUUGUCCAUGGCAAACGCAGGCCCCGACACGAACGGGUCGCAGUUCUUCAUCACGCUCGACCCUGCGCCAUAUCUGGAUGGCAAGCACGUCGUGUUCGGACGCGUCGUGGAGGGGCUCGGCGUGUGCAAGAAGAUCGAGUCGUGGGGCUCGAAGUCGGGGAAGCCGCAGAAGCUCGCGGUGAUAUCGAGGUGUGGCGUGCUGCAAGACGAACAGAGCGCGAUCGCCGCCAAGCUCAAGGCUGAAAUGGAGGAAGAGCGGAAGUACCGUUCCGAUCCGAUCGGCCUCGACGUGGACUCGGAGGCAUUGAAGCGCCUUGGAGCGGUCGGCGGCGAGGGUGGACAAGAGCAGCCCACUGCGAACCGGGCAACCAGGGAGACCCAGGGGAGAAGUCGCGACGCUCCCGGCGCGGUUCGUGCCUCCGACACCCCCGCCGAGGGCGACCAGGCGGACAGGAUGGCCUCUCCCAGCAAGUCUGAUGACGACGCGGAAAUCGACCUUGCGGACCCCGCAGCGCUCGAAAAACUGAAUCCUCGGCAGCGCCGGCUGUUCAGCAUCAAGCAGCGGAUGGGCGAGGCGAGAGCGAUGAACCACAAGGCCGCCGUCACUGAGGUGCAGCGCGAGAGCAAGCCCAAGCACGACCCUCACGAAUCAGAUGAGGCCAAGUACAGGUGGUACCUGGAGAAGAAGAAGCGGCACGCCAAGGAGCUGCAGGACAGUGGCCUCGGAGAAGCCCAGGCGCACCGGCUCGUGACGGCAGAGAACGCCGAAAAACUGUACCAGAAGAAACAGAAGACCGGGGCGCUGAGCGGCGCGGAAAUAUUCACGACCAAGGCAGGGUACAAGGCACAUGAACGGCGCACGGCGAACGCCCCCGUCGCUUUGGAGGAGUACGAGGCGGCGAAGGCCCGUGGCGAGAACGUGCUUCGGGCCGGGGACGCGCUCGUGCAGCACGAGGAGGUGCCAGCGGAGAACGUCGAUCGCAUGGUGGCUGAACUGGAGAAUCAACAGGCGCGACGCGAGCAGUUCCGGCGGAGGCGCGCGCACCGGGAAUCCCGCGACGUCGACGCCAUCAGCGACAGGAACAAAACCUUCAACCGCAAGCUCCAGCGUGUCUUCGGCCAGUACGUCGAGGAGACGAAGAACAACCUCGAGCGAGGAACGGCCCUCCCGGAUGGCGCAUGA